AGCACCUCAAAAUGAAUUUCGUUUGCAAUUGUCACACUCAACUCCACCACCAUAACGGCCACCGGCGAAAUGGCCUCGAAAUUGUGUUUCGCCAUAGCCUCGUCUCGUUUCGUCACUGCUCCGGUUCGGAGACCCUCUGCUGGUUUACCUUUAUCCGGUUCGUAUCGGUUGGCUGGGUCCAAUGAUCACUCGAUCAAGAUGAUCGGAAGAGAGGUUGCGAUUCGACGGAGAUUGAUUAUUAUUUCCCCAAAGGCCACUAGUGAACAGCCAGGUAAAGUUGAAGAAGAUGAAUUUACUGCAGAUUCUGUUGAUAGCAACAUAAUGCCUUAUUGCAGCUUAGAACAAAAGAAGAAAACAAUAGGAGAAAUGGAACAAGAAUUUCUUCAAGCAUUACAAGCAUUCUAUUACGAAGGAAAAGCUAUCAUGUCGAACGAGGAAUUUGAUAAUCUCAAGGAGGAACUCAUGUGGGAAGGAAGCAGUGUUGUAAUGCUAAGCUCUGAUGAACAGAAGCUUCUAGAGGCUACGAUGGCGUACAUAUCUGGUAACCCGAUAAUGAGUGAUGUAGAGUUUGACAACCUGAAAAAGCAACUAAAGAAAGAUGGAAGUGAUAUAGUGGCUGAGGGUCCAAGAUGCAGUCUUCGUAGUAGAAAGGUUUACAGUGACCUGACUGUUGAUUACCUCAAAAUGUUCCUCAUAAAUGUCCCAGCUGCUGUUGUUGCAGUAGGAUUAUUCUUCUUCCUCGAUGACAUUACUGGGUUCGAAAUCACAUACCUUUUGGAGCUUCCAGAGCCAUUUAGUUUUAUCUUCACUUGGUUCGCGGCUCUGCCGUUCAUAUUAUGGUUAUCCUUUACGCUAACCAACGUCAUUGUGAGGGAUUUCUUGAUAUUGAAGGGCCUUUGUCCAAACUGUGGGACAGAGAAUACUUCAUUCUUUGGAACCAUAUUGUCAAUUUCCAGUGGGGGUUCUACCAACACUGUCAAAUGCACAAACUGUCAAACCGUACUAGUGUUUGAUCAAGAAGAUCGGUUGAUAACAUUGCCAGAAGGAAGUGAAGCUUGAGUUCGGGAGAACAUGGAUAUGGACCAUGAGUGGAUUUAUGUUUGAAGGAAGAAGCUACUGUAAAUGUACCUAGGAUUUUUCAUGAAUAGGGUUACACGUUUGUUUAGGUGGUACUGCAUAAGCGUGCAUUCGCGUUUUAAUCAUAUCGUUGUCCAUGUAUGUUCAUGUGCAUAGCAUGAGACCAUGGAUUAUGUAUGUUCAUAUGUAUAUUCUACAUUGGGUGCAUGCUCUGCUUAUACAAGGCAGCCUCUUUUAAGUAAUAACAUCCCACACUAUACAUAUAUUUUUGUUUUGA
Helianthus annuus (common sunflower) is the source of this 1354-nucleotide messenger RNA. Its product is annotated as PGR5-like protein 1A, chloroplastic. The coding region runs from base 70 to 1059 and encodes 329 amino acids. Lineage: Eukaryota; Viridiplantae; Streptophyta; Magnoliopsida; Asterales; Asteraceae. Gene Ontology annotation, molecular function: oxidoreductase activity, acting on iron-sulfur proteins as donors. The record is from RefSeq and is a predicted model, not a curated record. Gene Ontology annotation, cellular component: chloroplast thylakoid membrane. Gene Ontology annotation, biological process: photosynthetic electron transport in photosystem I. The transcript has 11 exons.